This is a messenger RNA of Enterobius vermicularis (human pinworm), 2025 nucleotides long. Lineage: Eukaryota; Metazoa; Nematoda; Chromadorea; Rhabditida; Oxyuridae. The record is from the annotation of a GenBank genome assembly.
AUGGAUACUUUUGGUUCUGUUUUAGCACCUUUAUCGGCAGACAUUUUGGAGUUCAAUGAAGGUUGUUUAGAAUCGGCAAACCUAUUUCGUGAUUUAAUAAAUAGUUAUCAGGGUUCGUUACUGGAUCUCAGUGCUACUGUUAUUCAUCUUGAGCUUGAUAUUAAGAAUGGACUAAAAAAUUUCAAUGAUGAGGAUUCCAAUGGUAUCGAUGCUGAUAAACAAGCUGUUGGCAAUCGUGCUUACAAUUCUCCGUCACAUAGAUCAACAUUAAGGGACCCUUAUGUCCCAAUGGUGGAGCUAAAGUUGUUUUUAGCAACUGUUAUGAAUGCUUUGAAAAAACAACCAUUUCGGCACAAACAGUGGCAAUCUUUCCUCCUGAGAAUUCUUCCAUUUUUGGAUAGAUCAUUACCGACUCUUUCUACUUAUGUGGUGGAACAGUUGAGAAAGAACAUUGAAUAUGUAGUGCGGGUUGCUUAUCAGGCUUAUGUAACUGAUGAAUUACCUUUUAUUGUUGAAGAUCAUCGCGUUCCUUUGAUCAUUUCUCCAAACGAUGUUCAAUCAUAUCCAACCAAUUAUGCUAUUGGUGCUUUUGAGACACUGACAACUUUUAUCCACUUUUGCCUUCUCGAAAUUUCACCUCAGUCUUUAUCACCCGCUUCAGGAACGACGAGUGCACAUUUGAACGCUGCAGCAGCACAAGUUCCGACGCUGUCUUCAUCUUUAUCUUCUUCAAUGUUGAGCGCAAUCCCGGGUACAAAGGGCGCAACCGACUUGAUUUCGAAUGUGUUCAAAGCUUUCCUAUUUAGUGACAGCUCGUCUAUGACAGCGAGUCGAAUGAAAUACGUGGAUCGUGAUGAUGGCUCAUGGACGGAGGCAAAAGUUAAGAUGUUGAAUGCUUUCCCUGUAACUCUGGCAACUAGUAAAGGCAUUGUUCAUGGAGUAAGUGGCUAUGGUGUUUUAUAUGAUCUGGAGUUGAAGAGGCUAAUUCUAGAUUUUCUAUCACCGAUAUUAGAGAAUUACCAACAGGCUUUUUUGUCUGCUGUAUCAUAUGUGUGGCUUACAAGGAGUAGUCUUUCUACUGAUCGAAUUUGUACUGUGAACGAGUCUGAGGUUUCUUUCACUUACACCGAUACUCAGAUGGAUGUUGCAAACUUAUUGUUAAAUAUUGAGAAGUUUUCGUUUGACAACCUUGUUUCUACUGUAACUUACCUAAUAAAGGACUGUGUUGGAAAAUCGGGCAAACAGAGUGGGCCUGCUGUCGAAAAAGUACAAAACGUUUAUGGUGUUGAAGCAACAGCCUUGUUGGAAGUCUUACACGGCUGCUUGAAAGCACAGUCUCGUCCUUCGUUACUAAGCUGCUGGCGCCCACUACAGUCAUUGUUUUCAGAAUCACCUCUAUCAAACUUGCCUCCUCGGGCUAUCUUCCUUGAGUUUAUGAUUCUUGCUGAUUAUGUUCGUUUCUGUGGAAGUAGCUCAACGUUUGAAGGUAAACAAGAAAUUCGUGCUAUGCAGGAUGCAUGUCAGAAGCUAACAGAUGCAGUAAACGUGAUUAUUGGGUGGCAGCUGGAACAAACGACGUGGUUGAAACGGACCCUUGUUGUUAAACACGACUCUGGUACUGACCCUGCUUCUUUAGGGCUGAAAUCGCAAGAUGGUUCCCCAGUUUCUGAAAGCGUAACUACUCCCAGUUCGAUAAAUGUUUCGGAAGCAAGUUCUUUUAGAGGAUCAACAGCUUCUUUGGUUCCUCCGAAACUAGCUACUUUCGACACACAAAAUAUUUCAACAGUCAAUUCGUUAUCAGGGCUUUCGGAGAGGAAAUCAAGUCCUGUCUUACGCUCGAGUAUAAAGGACUCCAUCAGCAAUAAACGUGAUCCCACUUUCAGUAUACAGGCGUUAACACUGCUGGCAGAAAACUUGGCAGACCUUAUUGAUUCUGUUUGUAAAAGUGAGGACAAAGAAAGGUUGCUUCUUACGCUGCAGUCUGUUUGGAACAACACUUUACCGUAUUUGAAAGCAAAACAGUAG